Messenger RNA from Panonychus citri (citrus red mite), 1009 nucleotides. RefSeq lists its product as uncharacterized. The transcript has 2 exons. NCBI's taxonomy places the organism in Eukaryota, Metazoa, Arthropoda, Arachnida, Trombidiformes, Tetranychidae. The coding region runs from base 166 to 870 and encodes 234 amino acids. The record is from RefSeq and is a predicted model, not a curated record.
AUGUUUUCUAUUUUCAUCGGAAAUGUUUUUUCCAAAACAAUUAAUUAUUUAAUUGUUUGAUUUUUAAUUUAAAAUGUUAAUCACCUGGAAAUCUGAUUUCUCCGAUUAAAUUCAACACUUAAUGUACCAUUUUUGCUUUUUUCAACGAAUAAGAACAAGGAUAAGAUGAACACCUUAACGAAAAUAUCUUCUUUUUUAGGAUCAUCAUCAAGGCAUUUAAUUUAUUCAUCUAAAGCUUUUUCAAUAUGUUCACCGGCUUCCAUUCCCCCUCCACCUUUACUACCUCCAGCCAAAGUUACAUUUCCCAUAGUGGAAAAGCCAAGAUUCGGUGUCCCUAUUCAAAGACAACAAAUGCCAACCCGAUUCUCAUUAAUAAACGAAUUAUUUGCACCUUCAAUUUAUGAUUUUCGGGUUACCAUUGCACCAGAGAUUAGUGAUCCAAGAAAAUUAGAUGAAAUCAAAUGUAUUUCAAGGAAGGAUAAAUAUGGAUCAAUACCAGACUUCAAUUACAGCAACACUAUUAUGCACAUCAGACAUAGAAAGAUAAAGAAACAUCAUCGGAUAAAAUGGAUCAAAAACAAUCUUUCGGCUAUUAAAUAUACUCGAUUAAGAAGAAACAUUCAAAAAGAGAAACUAUUUAGAGCCGAAAUAUUAGCUGCCGUUAAAGAAGCUGAAGAUUUUGACGCAGAAAAAUACGUCGAUGGAAUUCUAAAUGCCAUCGAUAAAGCACCAAAACCAGCUGAUAAAGAAGAAGGUCUGAGAAAGACAAUCGCCUUAAUGCGAAAAUACCGAGCAGAAACUGAUCUAAUUACUCCAGAAUUUGAAGAUCCAGUGAAACCAGUUCAUGAUAUUGUUUUCAGAAUCAAAUGAAACCUUUGCAAUUCUUUCAUUAGUCCAUUACUUUUUUUUUUUGGUAAACAUCGUAAUGUUAACUUUUCUUAAUAGAUUUACAUAAACUAAAUCGAUGACACAUGAAAAAAGACAAUAAAAUAGUCAAUAAAAAUUGAAA